AAUCUUUUAAAAAAUCACAGUUUGAAUUUAAUCGUUCAGUGCUAGUAAUCAUGAAAUUCUUCAUUGUUUUGGUUGCCGCUUUGGCUAUGGCUGCUCCCGCCUUCGGCAGGACCAUGACCCGUUGCUCCUUGGCCCGUGAGAUGUAUGCCUUGGGUGUACCCAAAUCCGAAUUGCCCCAAUGGACUUGCAUUGCCGAGCACGAGUCUUCCUACCGCACCAACGUUGUUGGCCCCACCAACUCCAAUGGCUCCAACGAUUAUGGCAUCUUCCAAAUCAACAACUACUACUGGUGCCAACCUGCCAAUGGCCGUUUCUCCUACAACGAAUGCAAAUUGAGCUGCAACAACUUGUUGACCGAUAGCAUCAACGAUUCCGUCACCUGUGCCCGCAAGAUCAAGUCUCAACAAGGCUGGACCGCCUGGUCUACCUGGAAGUACUGCAGCGGUUCCUUGCCCAGCAUCAACGAUUGCUUCUAAAUGAUUGAUUCAAAUUUGUGAAUAAACAUUGAAAGGCUAUAAAUGAA
This is a messenger RNA of Stomoxys calcitrans (stable fly), 523 nucleotides long. Its product is annotated as lysozyme 1. Gene Ontology annotation, molecular function: lysozyme activity. NCBI's taxonomy places the organism in Eukaryota, Metazoa, Arthropoda, Insecta, Diptera, Muscidae. The coding region runs from base 51 to 476 and encodes 141 amino acids. The record is from RefSeq and is a predicted model, not a curated record. The transcript has a single exon.